Solenopsis invicta (red fire ant) is the source of this 1347-nucleotide messenger RNA. RefSeq lists its product as uncharacterized. NCBI's taxonomy places the organism in Eukaryota, Metazoa, Arthropoda, Insecta, Hymenoptera, Formicidae. The record is from RefSeq and is a predicted model, not a curated record. Bases 311 to 811 code for a protein of 166 amino acids. The transcript is spliced from 5 exons.
UGGAAUAAUUCGGUUCGAUGCAAUUUGACGAGAAGCGAGAUCGAAAGGCGCGGGUGCAAAAGCGUCGGUGCCUCGCACGGUGUGUGGAGGGGGACGCGAAGGAUCCCUACGUAUAUAUGCGUUGACGUUCGCCACUCUGACUUAAUAGUUUACACACAACGAACCAGGGAACUUUUUGAAGAUCUCGUGUUUAAUCUCGUUCAAGCUCGCCGGAGAAACGCCUUUCUCUCUUCCUUCCCCGCGCAAUCGAGCGCCAAGCGAGAUUUCACUUCUCCUCGUGUGACCGAAAGUAUAGUACCAGCGCUCGGAAAUGGGACACCCGUCGGUGGUGACCUGCAUCUUCAUGGCGCUCGCGCUACCGAGCCUCAUCUGCGGACGUCCUGCGACGACCGACGACGGCGGGUCAUUCUUGAACACGCUGGAGUCACGUGCCUCGAAGCCUGCAGAAAAUUUUUCAGAACCUAAAGCGAUCUCGUCGCUCAUUUCGCAGGAAGAUCUGCCGAUUCUGACCAAAUCACGACAAAGACGAUUGUCGGAUCAGAGGCGAGCCGAGCUGGAGACGCUUGUGACUUUGUCGAAAAUCAAUGGCAAGCGGUCGCUGAACAUAACGCGAUCAUACGGAUACCUGGAUCCAGUGAGAAUCGGCCGGCGAAGGCGGUUCGCGGUGGACCAGGCUGCUACCGAAUUGGUGCCUAUCAAAGAGAAACACAUCGGGGAUCCCGCGUACCCGCUAAUUAGUAGGCAAACCUAUUUUUCGGUCACCAACCCAAAUACAGCGCGGGAGCGAUAUUCAAGGUUAAGGUUACUAUAGAGAGGGUUACUAGACGUAAGGUCUGUUCUCAUGGAAAAUUGGACCGGUUUACACGGCACAGCAAUUUUAUGUUUCAAACCACAUAAUGAGGGAAAUAUAAAAGAAAAAUAUUAGUUUUAAAAAGUUGCAAACAUGUAAAUUGAUCUAAUUAUUAUCAAUAAUACACUAAACCUGGUCUGCCACAGCGCAUCAUAUAUGGGACAUCUUUUUUAUCUUCUUUUUUAAAUUAUAUCAUUUAUAUUAUUUAUUAAUACUAGUUUUUGUUGUUUAGAUUAUCUACCAUCUUGACUCUCCAAUAGUCAUUUGUUUAACAUUGUUAAUGUUUUCGUUGUUAUAAACAAAGUAAUACCCAAAUAAUACCACAUUUUUUUAUAUUAAAGUUGUACAAUAGUAAACAGCAGAAUAAUUGCAACACUUUUUUCAAUAGGUUUAGGAGCUUUUAUAGAACAAAGUUGCUUGCAUUCGCGCAUAAUGUAAUUGAUCAAUUAAUAAAUUAAAAAACUCGCUCAUAAUUAAUUUUGUAGAUUUAAACAAUU